UCAACAGGUGCCGAUAUUUAUCGUGCUACAUGUUAUAUACCCGUUAAAGGAGAAGAAGAAUUAAAUGCAUUUCGUCGAUUGAUUGCAACGCCAGAAUGCCGUCCGGCAUGGGAUCGAAUUGUAGAGGAGAGUGAGAUUGUAGAAGAAGUGGAUGCGGAUACGAGGAUCAGUAGAACAGUUUUCAAACUCGGUUGGCCUGCAAGUCCAAGAGAUGCAAUCACCGUUUCACGUACUUUGAUGGAUUCAAAAAGUUUGAUUGACGUCUCAUGCUCUUUGCCACGUUCGCCAGACGCUCCCGUUUAUCUUCGUCCUGCUCCGCCUUAUGUACGUUCGCAUGUCAACUUGUUUGCUUGGUGUCUAGAACGUUCUGCAUAUAGUGGCAAGCCACACGUUAAGCUGACAUGCUUUUGGUCUUGGGAUCUUCGUGGAGCAUGGAUAGGAAUGCCAGCGGGUGGAAUUGGAGCUCGAUUGCCAAGUGUGAUCACCUCGCUGGUACAGCAUGUGAAAGAUGGUGAUGCAUUGCAUGUUCCGUUUUUAUCACAUUAUGGAAGAAAUGUUGAAUUGACAAAUAGAACCUUCAAUUCGUCGCGUGAUAUGGUAACGGUGGAAUAUCAAGUGGUAUGCGAUGACACACAAGACCAGAACAAAGACGAGGCUAGGGAUUUACAGCUUGAAUGGUCCUUGCCUGCAGCUGAAGGGUGGGACGUUCAUGUUGAUGUGAAGCCGUUGGAUAAUCACAAACAUUCGAGUGUUGAGUGGAAGAGUGCAGCAACAAGGGCAAUCCAAUCUGGACGGCAAUCAGCUCGGAUGACGUUCAAUGUGCAGCACCUACAAAGCGAAGGCCCUACAGGAAGGUCAUUGCUUGCUGAAGGUAUUCGUGGUAGGAUCACGGUGCAACGCAUUGCUGCUAGUCAAGAUGUUAAAUUGCGCAUCAAUGAUAAACCUUUUGCAGUGGAAGAGGUGCGACUUACAGAAGAAGAGAUUUUAUCACCAAAAAUUGAUCUUGACCUUUCCACAGGUUCAAGCUCGCUUGCUGAUGAUUCUGCAUCAAUCUCGAAUAUGAGUAUGCGUAGCGAAGUAUCUUCUGCUUCAGCAACAACGAUGGGCGAUGAUGUAAUCAAAAGAGCGGCAACUCCGUCAAGUAUUGGUAGACCUGCACCUGAUCGAAAUACAGCGAUCGCAAGUAUAAUCAGACGAAACUACAUCUAUUUCACUUCUUUGUUACAAGAACCUGAAGCGAAAUGGAAACAUUUCAGUGAUACACGCGGAGUCACAAUUACACAACUGGACAGUAUCGAUCCCACUUUGGUUGUCUAUCGAGCCGAGGCAACGUUUGUAGGUGUUGGCGUUUGGGAUUUGUUUGCCGCAAUUGCCAAUGCAGGUGUAAAGAAUUCAUGGGAUAAAGGAGCAGAAGAAUCCAGGCUGGUUGAAGAUCUAGGCGAUUCUAGCAAACUAUGGUGGAACAAGCUCAGAGGAACAUGGCCCGUUGCUUCUCGUGAUUCAGUGGUAAUUGAGACGGUGUACAAAUCGCCUUCAUCCAUACACAUCUUUUCAUUCUCAAGCGAUGACAAGAAGUUGUUCCCUGCCAUACCAUCACCUGAUACAGGGGCUAUCCGAACACAAAUUGAUUUAAGAGGAUGGAGUAUUGAAAGUUUGAGUCCAACAACCGCACAUAUCACCCUAAUUGAACAAAGUGAUCCAAAAGGUUGGACGAGCAAAAGUUCUGCCACACCCGCGGCAAUGACUGCAGCUGUUGCAGGCGUAGGCGAUUUCGCCAUCAAGCAAGGAGGACCUCCAAUCACAACAAGAUUGCUAGGAGGCAAGAUUCGACAGAUGAAAUAUGAAGCAGACAAGUCAUCUUAUCGAAUAGAGUAUGAUUUAGCAGAGAAUCAUUCAGAAGAUCUUUCGGGUAAUGUGGAAUGCGAAAUUCGAUGCGAUGUUGAAACUUGGUCGCCUAGCUUGGAUGUGGUUGUUGAUCCUCCGCCGAUCAAUGUGAGCUGUUUGCGUCGUCAUAAGCUUAGUCAAGGUGGCAGUGGAUUGUGGCUUACGAUCGAACAACCGAUUGCAAGCUUAGAAGAUGAUCCUUCUCGAAUCACAGUAAGGAAAGCAAACAAUAAAGAGAAAGGAGUAGUUUAUGUAAACGGUGCACGAAUGAAAGUGGAUAUGGAUGAUUUAAAGGAUGCAGAAGUGACACAAUUACGUGAACAAAAACGAACAAAGCCAAAGAGAGUACCGCUUGAUUUGGUAAACGAAAGUCCUAGGAGAUUGAUGAUCGGCAGUGCUUCUCCUGUUGGAUCGAUCUCAAGGGCAGGUACGCCAGCCAGUGCGAAUGGCGUUAGCACUGCUUCGAGCAACCUGGCCGCGAUCACGAGUGGUGGAGCGAAUGGCAAUGCUACUUCAAUUUCUGCUCCAGCCGAACAAACAACGAUGGAUGUUUUCUCGGAUGAGAAACCAAGACAACCAAUGACAUGCGCUUUGGAUGUUUUGUUUCUGUUGAGACGCAUUCAUGCUGAAAGAAGUCCUGAUCCUGCUGGCAAUCCUGCAGGAUGGUCUUUGGUCGCUAAUCGCAAUGGACUGUAUACGAGACGCAAGAUGAUGCAGUCCAUCUCGCCAACUGUGAUUGUGCAGAGGGGUGAUAAAGUAGUCGAAGGCUUAACAGCAGAGGAUAUCUUAAGCGUGAUCUCCAACGUACAAUGUCGAAAAGUUUGGGAUGAAAGAGUUGAAACAACUACUAAUUUGGAAUCGUAUGGAAAUGGUGCUUCUACUGCUUUCUUUACCACAAAGGGUAGCUUCCCAUUCCGCGGAAGAGCUUUCAGUUUGGCAAGCUUGGUCGCUCGAUCGGGACCUCGUGCAUCGCAAUUUGGCAAUCCAAGCGCUCCAACGGUUUACUUCCAUGCUUCAUCAUCAUAUUCUAUGUCGCAAUCGACUUUUUCAGCAAUGAAGCUAAAUCCUACAGUGUUACCGAUGGGAAAAGUCUUGAUCGAUGGGUGGAUCUUAGAGACUUUGGAUCCGUACAGUUCUACGUUGAAUUAUCAGAUUCCAUCAACAAGAGUAACGCACCUUGUCGCAGUCGAUUAUGCGGGAAGUUUGCCAGUCACUGUGAACGCAAUGUGGAAUACGCAACUAUCACGUAGUAUUGCUUAUGUUGAGGAUUAUCUCAAACAACAAGGAACUUUGCCAUCCUUACGUGCUCCUCCUUCUUGUAUGGAAGUGUUGGGUGAUGGUAGAGAUGAGGAUCACGACCUGAUUUGGAACUUGUCAGAUGAUAAAACAAAGAGAGCCUGUACGCUUAUCUACAACGAUUUCAGCAAUGCAACAAAAGUGUACAAUGUGCUUGUAUCUUUGGAUGCUGCUUCACAUCUCGUAGAGGAAACUUCUACACCUCUUGCAGUACCUUUCCCACGACGAGCAGCACUAUCAAAUGCGUCAACAACUCGAGGAAUGGCAAAUGCUGCUUCAAUGUUCUCUUCUCCUUCAUCGGAUGCAAAUCUUUCUAGUCCAUCAAAUGCGAUGGUUGAAGGCGGAACAAGCGUUGAUUCUGCGCCUCUAUCACGCACGACCAGUGUCAGCAGCUUACGCAGUGCAACUUCUCGACCAAGACCCUCAGUCAUUCGGAAAGAGACAAAGAAGCCAUCUGAUUUGGUGGUAUUAGAUGUUGAGGUGGAGUUACGCCAUUAUGAAAGAGGAUAUGAUAUCGUUCUCAAGUCAAUGUUGGGGGACGAGAAGGCAAAAGAGACUGAAGAUGAUGACGAAUCUUUACCGGCUGAGACACCUAGAGCGAGUGGACCGUCCGAACAGAAAGAAUUCCCUUCCCUAACCAGCAAGGAGGACAAAGAGAAGCAUUCUGGAAACACGGUUUGGCCAUUGGAGAUACCCUCUGGUGAUGCAGAUGAAGUGUUGCCGUUAUCUGUUUCAACAUUUGACCUUCCUCCUUCGGCCGUUCUUGCAGCAACUUUGGAUCCAUCAGCCAGACCGAAGAAGCAUCUUGUUCGAGUCACUUUACCGACUGCAGCUUUCAUGGGCACGGCUAGAAGCAAUCCAUUCCAUGGACCUGAAUUGGAAGAAUCGCCAGCGUGGUAUGAUAAAGUGCGAGAGCGAGGAGCGUUGAUCAGUCUUGAAUUAAAACCACGUGGUGGAGGGUUUCCAAGGUUUGGAAGUCCGGUAAGCAAUGGAAGUGGUUCGUUUGAUAAUCCAAGAAGAACUUCUGGUUCAUCAACUCCAAGUGAUAGCGGAAUGAGUGAUCAAGGUGAAACGGAUUCACAACAAGUUCCAGUGUAUUAUAAAGGAGUACGAAUUUCGGUCACGCACGUGAACAAAACAUCUGCAAUGCUUCAACGUGAAAGUGAUGAUGAGCAGGAAUAUGCGAUCUUGAAACGCAUCGCACCACCUGCACCUCCAAGAGCAGAAGGUCAACCGACACCAGCUGGAAUGAGUAUGCAUAAACGAAAAGAGACAGCUGAAACAAAGUUGGAAGAACGUUUACCUGUUCAGUUACAAUCACCGCUUGCGAAAUCGAACAAAUUUAUUCGUGAUGCAUCAGAGAACGCAGCUGAAAAAGCAAACGGGGAAGAACAAGCAAAGAAAGAUGGUAAUGUCAUUUCACCUUCAUCUUCUGUUGGUGAUACCACGAUCGGCUUGACACCCAUGGCAAACAGGGCAAAUCAACUCACACCUAGUAAUUCAAAUCUAGCCAAUGCCAGCAGCUCUACACCAACGCCGACUACACGAACUGCUAAUCCUUCAACGCCUGCAUCUGCUGCAAGUGCGCAAAUAAUGAGCAUUCUGAACUCGUAUCCUUUAUCAAGAUUAGGAGGUGGUGCAUCAACUGCUGUCUCGACUACAGUUGCAAAUGGAGGACUAUUCUCUAAAAGAACAGAUGCUGAUGGGGAUGGUGUGAAUGGUAGCACAUCCGGAACAGAUGGAGAAAAAGGAAAAGCCAAUGGAGAUCAAAAGGGUAAUGCAGGAGGAGCGGAUGAUGAAAAUGCCACUACGAUGCCAGGUCAAUUAAUCAUUGCAACUGAACAAAUUCGAAAAAGGAUUAUUGAUAUUCGAUUUACAUGGUCAACGAUGAUCUUGGUUGCAUUGAUUGCAUUCUUACUUGGAAGUUUAGUUCGUUCAUUAUUAGAACCAGCGGAUUUCAUAUUGGUAAACAAAUUAAAAGGAACUACCGGUCUACGUGGUGAAGGAGGUCAAGCAAUCGAAGCAGCAGCCGUACGAGAGAUCAAAAAGUUAUUCGAUCAAGGUCAAGGUCCACAUAUCGGAGAACCAAACAAUCCACAUCAUUCUGUCGCUUGGCGUGAAUUGAAACGGUUAAUUGAAUUGAGAAACUUGUUUGGCGGUAGAUGGGAUUUAGUCAUUGCAGCCGUUCGUAGAUAG
This is a messenger RNA of Meira miltonrushii, 5376 nucleotides long. RefSeq names its product Bet v1-like protein. Lineage: Eukaryota; Fungi; Basidiomycota; Exobasidiomycetes; Exobasidiales; Brachybasidiaceae. Gene Ontology annotation, molecular function: lipid binding. The transcript has 3 exons. The annotation marks the transcript as partial. The record is from RefSeq and is a predicted model, not a curated record.